AUGACGAAACUGCAAGAGGAGAAUAAUAAGCUGCGUGACAGGCUUUUGGAGCUGCUGCGGGAACAGCAAGCGGAAGCCAUCAGGCAGAGGCAAGAACAGCAUGAGACAAAGGCGAUGAUGGAGGAACAGCUGGCCCAGCAGAGGGAGGAGUCUCGCGAGCAGAAGACAAUGAUGGAGACACAGCUGGCCGAACAAAAGGAACGCUCUCAUGAGCAGAAGAUCAUGAUGGAAGACCAGCUAAAGCGGCAGAGGGAGCAGAUGGAGAAGCAGUUGGUCCAGCAGGAAGAAAUCAUCACCCUAUUGAAGAUGUCAAAAGCAUCUUGA
Zasmidium cellare ATCC 36951 is the source of this 324-nucleotide messenger RNA. RefSeq lists its product as uncharacterized. The record is from RefSeq and is a predicted model, not a curated record. The transcript has a single exon. Bases 1 to 324 code for a protein of 107 amino acids. NCBI's taxonomy places the organism in Eukaryota, Fungi, Ascomycota, Dothideomycetes, Mycosphaerellales, Mycosphaerellaceae.